Molecule: messenger RNA, 1128 nt
Organism: Nothobranchius furzeri (turquoise killifish)
Lineage: Eukaryota; Metazoa; Chordata; Actinopteri; Cyprinodontiformes; Nothobranchiidae
Gene: dpm1
Product: dolichyl-phosphate mannosyltransferase subunit 1, catalytic
Biological process (GO): protein O-linked glycosylation via mannose; GPI anchor biosynthetic process; dolichol-linked oligosaccharide biosynthetic process
Cellular component (GO): endoplasmic reticulum membrane
Molecular function (GO): dolichyl-phosphate beta-D-mannosyltransferase activity
Source: RefSeq, a predicted model, not a curated record
UGUACAGCACUUCUUUUAACUUCUCAACUAGCUUAUAGUAUUUUGAGCUUUCGCGUCUGCUAUGGCUAGUCGAAAAUCUUCGCAACCAAAGCGAGAGAGCCGGGACAAAUACUCUGUAUUAUUACCCACGUACAACGAAAGAGAAAACCUGCCUCUGAUAGUGUGGCUUUUGUUGAAAUAUUUCGGAGAAGGUGGAUAUGACUAUGAGAUUAUUAUCAUUGAUGACGGAAGCCCAGAUGGGACACUGGAGGUUGCAGAGCAGUUGCAGAAAAUUUACGGAAAGGACAAAAUAGUUCUGCGACCAAGGGAGAAAAAAUUAGGCCUUGGCACAGCCUACAUCCAUGGCAUGAAGCAUGCCACUGGGAACUUCAUCAUCAUCAUGGAUGCAGAUCUUUCCCAUCACCCCAAGUUUAUUCCUGAAUUUAUUGAAAAGCAGAAGGAAGGUGGUUAUGACCUUGUGUCUGGUACUCGCUAUCAGGGCAAUGGAGGUGUCUACGGCUGGGACCUGUGCAGGAAACUCAUCAGUCGAGGUGCUAACUUUUUGACUCAGGUUUUGUUGAGACCCGGCGCUUCGGACCUCACGGGCAGCUUCAGGUUAUACAAGAAAAAUGUGCUGGAGAGUCUGGUGGAGCGGUGUGUGUCUAAAGGUUACGUGUUCCAGAUGGAGAUGAUCGUCCGAGCCAGACAGCUCAACUACACAAUUGGAGAGGUUCCUAUUUCCUUUGUGGAUCGGGUUUAUGGAGAGUCAAAACUGGGAGGGAAUGAGAUCGUGUCAUUUGUGAAAGGACUGCUCACACUCUUCGCCACGACGUGAUCAGCGAUGUUCAGAGCUUCUGGGAGCUUUUUUUUUUUUCCUCGUUCCACAAGUUUGUCUUUAAAACAGAAGUUUCACCAAAUUAAAAACAAGAGAGAGACGUUCACCACUUUCUGUGAUCAUACGGUGACAGGACAACACAGGAGAAGGAAGGUGUUAGCAGUUAAAACUGUGGAAGAUGUUCUUUUCUGUAGUUUUCAGAAUGCUGAAGAAAUGGUGAUUCCCAAGUCUUGUCAAUCCCAUCGCAGAAUGUUUCUGGAAUUCUUUAUUAUUACAGUUUGCAAAUGCAUAAAAAUAAACACGUUUUAAUUGUA